This is a messenger RNA of Vicia villosa (hairy vetch), 711 nucleotides long. RefSeq lists its product as uncharacterized. Bases 1 to 711 code for a protein of 236 amino acids. The transcript has a single exon. Lineage: Eukaryota; Viridiplantae; Streptophyta; Magnoliopsida; Fabales; Fabaceae. The record is from RefSeq and is a predicted model, not a curated record.
AUGAAACCGCCUUCUCAACUGAUUAAGACAAAGGGUGCACCGAAGAAAUUGAAGCCUACACCGAAUGACAACUCGACUACACUGGCUCUUUCGUAUUGUGAACACGUCAAUAAACUUUUUCCCGACUCACUGACUCCAAAAUCUCAAAAAUCUCAAACAAGAUCAAAUAAAGGAGCUCGCAUAAGCAAACCGCCUUCGACACCUAUUCCGCCGAAAAUUCCAAUCAUCGAAGAGAUGCCUAUUCCACCGAAAAUUUCAUUCAUCGAACAGAUGUCGGUUUUUAUGCACAAAUACAUUAAGAGGAUCAUCAACGUUGCGGAGAACGGUAAUUGCGGUUACCGGGCCGUAUCACCGUUGCUUGGUAAUGGAGAGGAUAGCCAUACGCUUGUCCGUCAACAACUUAUCCAAGAGUUGAAUAUGCAUAAAGACUCGAGCACACGGUUAUAUGGUGACGAAGUUAAAUUUGAAGCGGUUAACGAAUAUCUUGGUCCUUGGUUGGGCGCUUACGCACCAGUGUCAAAAUGGAUGAAAUUCCCGGAAAUGGGACAUCUUAUUGCAAGCGCGUAUGGUAGGGUGUACAUUGACUUGACGCGUUAUGGUUUUUCGAAAACUUUUUCCCCCUCCGCACCGCAUUUACUUGAAACUGAGAUGCCCAUACCACCUACAUCGUCGGAAUGGGCGCUUCAUCAUUCCGAAGAUGCUGAGACAUGA